Messenger RNA from Knipowitschia caucasica, 933 nucleotides. The record is from the annotation of a GenBank genome assembly. Lineage: Eukaryota; Metazoa; Chordata; Actinopteri; Gobiiformes; Gobiidae.
AUGACCAACAACUGUUCGUUUGCAGCCGUGGAUGAGCUGAUGAAACAAUUGGAGCUUGCCAUCUACAUUCCCAUUUUCAUCAUCGGUUUGGUCAGCAAUGUCGGAGCCCUGGCUGUGUUCUGCUACGUUCUUCCCAAAUGGACCGAGACGACGAUCUACAUGACCAGCCUGGCACUUCUGGACCUUCUGCUCCUCUUCCUGCUCCCCUUUAAAAUGCACGCCACCAACCACAUGUGGCCUCCUCAUCUGCAGACGCUUUGCUCGAUCCUGGAAUGCCUGUAUUUCUUUGGGAUCUACGGCAGCAUCUAUACCAUCAUGAGCAUCAGUGUGGACCGCUGGAUGGCCAUAUGUCACCCCUUUAAGGCCAAGCAGAGGCGGUCGCGCAGAAAAGCCCUUGGUAUAAGCGUGGCUGUGUGGGCUCUGGUCUCGGUGGUCACCUCGACAACCACUUCCAGUUUCAGACAAAGUACGGGACACACCAGCAUCCACUGCUUUCACAGUUUCUCUCCCCGCGGGUGGAGGCCGGUGGUGAUUGUCUGCGUGGAGGUGUUGGGGUUCCUGGGGCCUGCUGUUGUGGUGGUCUUCUGCUCAGUGAGGACUAUCCGGGCGCUGCAAAGGUCGGAGCAGCGUAGUGCACAGGGAAGGGCCUGCAUCCGGUACGUUUACAGCAGCUUGUGUGCCUUCCUGCUGCCGCUGACCCCCAGCCACCUGGCCAUUCUGCUGCAGUUUCUGGUCCACCAGGGCGUGAUAGAGAAGUGCGGCUCUCAGGCGGCCAUCAGUCUGUUCCUGCAGCUCGCUCUGUGUCUGUCCAACGUCACCUGUUGUCUGGACGCUCUGUGCUACUACUUCAUCACUGCAGAGGUGAAGAGCAGCCGCCUCAGCUCCACCUUCGCCAUCCACAGGAGAACCGCCUGCAGCAGCUCCGAGCUCUGA